Messenger RNA from Colletotrichum acutatum, 1000 nucleotides. Its product is annotated as ARP2/3 complex ARPC3 subunit. Gene Ontology annotation, molecular function: actin filament binding. Lineage: Eukaryota; Fungi; Ascomycota; Sordariomycetes; Glomerellales; Glomerellaceae. Bases 289 to 870 code for a protein of 193 amino acids. The record is from RefSeq and is a predicted model, not a curated record. Gene Ontology annotation, cellular component: Arp2/3 protein complex; cytoskeleton. Gene Ontology annotation, biological process: regulation of actin filament polymerization; Arp2/3 complex-mediated actin nucleation. The transcript has 4 exons.
CCCAAACUCGUGACUUUUAUUCCCGUGACUCUUCGUGCCUUUCUAGGUACUACCUCUCUACCUUAGCCCAAAGGCACGUGCGUAGAAUGAUGGAAGUCAAGUGCUGCGCCUCACAUCUUCAACCCCACCAUCGAGCAUGAGGCUGGAGCACAGUCGCAAGGUACCGUCAAGCCUCAGGAGCCACAAGGUCCAUUCGGAGAGUGGAAGUGUGAGGUGGACGUCAGUCGCUCCCGUCAGCUAACUUCACAUUCUUCGAAACCGAUCGCUCGGUCAGGUUUAUUUUUCAAGAUGCCGGCCUACAAUUCCAUGUUCAAUGCCGACCCGAACGUCCCUCGCACAAUAGGCAACUUUCCGCUGCUGCCCCUGCGCACAAAGACCCGCGGCCCGGCCUAUACUCUUCCCUUCCCCAACCCGCCUCUGCCCGCCAAUGAGUCUCCCGACCCAGACAGCGAAAGCUACGACAUCCUCGACGAGGUCCUCGCCCUAUUCCGCGCCAACACCUUCUUCCGCAACUUUGAGCUUCAGGGCCCCGCUGACCGCCUUCUGGUCUACGGCAUCUGGUUCGUCAGCGACUGUCUGACCAAGAUCAAGCCUAGCGCUGGCGUGCGUGACGCUUCCAAGGAUGUCAUGAACGUGGCCCUCGAUACCAACUUCGCCAUCCCCGGCGACCCGGCAUGGCCCUUAAACCAGAUGUACGAACCCCCGCGCGAUAGACAAGACGCCGAGCAACUACGCCAGUACAUGUCCCAGGUCCGCCAAGAGCUGGCAGUCCGGCUACUAGCACGUGUGUACGAAGAAGGCGGCGAUGGAAAGCCGAGCAAAUGGUGGCUGAGCUUCACUAAGAGAAAGUUCAUGGGCAAGGCGUUGUGAUGCGGGUCGUCGAAGAACAAGAAUCGCCAGAGACAAGGGAAUACCUUGAUUGGAAAAAAUGUUUGAGCGCAUAGGCCAGAUCAAUAUGAUGAUGCCAAUUACUCCAAUUACAGCUUGAUAAGCUUCAAUA